AUCCAUUCCAGUUGAAGUUAUAUUUAGCAAUGAGAUUGUUUGUCUGCGCUUUGUUUGCCAUCCUUGUGGCCCUGGCAGCCGCUGGCACCGUUGUCAUCAACGGUGUCUGCCGAGAUUGCACUCCACCAGACGCUGAGACGGUUAUCGUCGGCAAUAAGGUGACCAAGGGUCGUCCUGGACAUGGCACCGUCUACAUCAAGGGUGAGGACUCAAAACCAGCUGCUCCACUUCCAAUUCCUGCAGCUUCUGCUGAUAGCAGACGUCCACCACGACGCACUGUCAUCAUUAAUGGAGGAGAGGGUGGAGCUGCUUCUGAUCCAUAUGUUGUGCCCGAAGGCUACAGUGGACGUGUGCCUGGAGGCACCUAUGUGCAUAACGCCGAUUGCAGGGGCUGCGACAUUCGCGGCUAAAUUAGCUGAUCUCCUCUAUUGGACUGAUUUUAAAAUAAAUAUAUAAAUUGGGGUGCUAAGAACCUGUCCCUCAA
Drosophila grimshawi is the source of this 484-nucleotide messenger RNA. It is a transcript of the gene BomBc1, whose product is annotated as bomanin Bicipital 1. Lineage: Eukaryota; Metazoa; Arthropoda; Insecta; Diptera; Drosophilidae. Gene Ontology annotation, biological process: defense response. Bases 30 to 410 code for a protein of 126 amino acids. The transcript has 2 exons. The record is from RefSeq and is a predicted model, not a curated record.